AUAUAAAUAUUUCCAUGACACUAGGUGAGUUGUCCAGGUUCGCGCAUUACUCUGAAGUAAAUAUCACAAACAGUAUUCAUAUAAAUAAUAAUUAAUAAUACUUAUAACGAUGAACAACAGAAAAGUAAUAAUUUUUGCUGGGCCAUACACAGAAGACAAAUACAACCAAUUUUUCAAUCCAAACGUUUGUCAUGUUUGCAAAAAUCCCAGCAGAUACUUGAUAACGUGUAAUCUCUGUAAUUUGAUAUCUUACUGUUCAGAGGAGCAUAAGGAGAUACACAGAAUCUUGCACUCGGAAUUCUGCAUAGCUGUGGCAAGGAUAAUAACAGAAAAAUCUUUCUCGGAUACGUAUCCUAGCUUGGAACAUUGGAUAGCAUCACGGGACGAUAUUUUACAACGAAUACAGCUUAGUUUGUCACGUUACGUAUACCAAUACGAAAAGGAGAUGAUAUUAUGUGCAAAGAUGUGUUAUGUAUGUUAUCGACAGAUAAACAUAAGUCCUUGCAACACUUGCUAUUCAGCCAAUUUUUGUAAUGAUCACCAAAUAGAAUGUAAUGUAUUGGAAGGACAUGGGAAGGAGUGCGGUGAGCUGUUGGUAUUACUGAACAUGAAUAUAGACAAUAUGACCAGCGACAUAAUAGAGAAUUGGAUUAUUCUACAUAGGAAAUUCUGCGAAUUUCCUCGUUAUAAAGAUUUUCAUGAUAAUGUUACAUUUAUUAAUAGCUAUGUACUCAGUAGAAAACCAUAUACUCUUCGUAAGAUGUUAGAUGAUCCUAAUUCAACUCUUGUCUGGACAUUCGAGCAAUAUGUAUAUUCUGAUGCUGUAUCCAAUCCGCUAACAUUAUUCUACGCGUUGGAAGAAUCAAAUAUAUUAUAUGAUACAAUGAUGACGAAUAAAUACAUUGUUCAUCUUAUAGACGAAAACAGAAUUGAUGUAAUGUCUUUGCAAAUUUGGCAUAUUUCCUUACAUUUCUCUAGAAGAAUAAAGGAAUUGCAUAUUGUACUUAUAAAAUCGCCAAUUUUCGAAUCGCGCGAUCUAGGAUCUGUUUGUGGAACGUGCCGUCAAUUUCAUCAGAAACUUUAUGUUAAAAAUGUAUCAGAAACGUACUACACGUAUGUACGCUCAGAGUCGUAUGAGCAACCAAAUGUGAUUAUACUUCAAACACGAAUUAGUUCCAUGGGAACAUGGCUUGGAUCUAUAACAGCAAUAAUAGCUCAAAAGUGCCCAUUACUUUUAACCGCUGACACGGAAAUGACAGUGAAAGGAAAUAUAAAUAAAAUAGAAGAGGUAACAGGUGAAACUAAAAAACGCUUGUACAGAAAAAAUAAAUUCCGCGGGUGUAGGCCAUAUAGAAACUAUGUAACUGGUGGAUGUUGUUACCGAAAUGCGUAUUUUAUUAUGUAUUUAUGAAUUUAAAUUACAUGACCGACCCAGUCAAAUGUUGAAGAACCAUGAGGAGAUAUAUGGGAGCUCACCCCUGGAAUUCUGCAGAGACCUAGCAAGUAUCACAUGUGACAAAUCGGAAUGGAACAUAUAUCGUAAUUGGGAAGAAUAGAGAGAAGCACGAAAGGAAAUUUUAAUAAGUAUAAAUCUGUCAGGCAUACAUCCGUACGUAAUAGAUGUGACAUUAUGCGCAAAAUCGUGUUAUAAGUGUCGCCGAUAGAUAAACAUGAAGCCCUGCGUCAUUUGCUAUUCAGCUAAUUUUUGUGAUGAACAUCAAAUGUUAUGUAAUCUAGGACAUAAUAAUCACUGCGAGAAGCUGUUACCAUUACUGAACAUUAGUAUCCCCUCUAUGAAUAGCAAUAUUUUACAAUUAUGUCUAAACAAACUCACGUUCAUCACAUUUUCUGAUGCUAGAACUUAUCAUAACAUAAUUACAUUUAUUAACAGACAUUUAGUAAUGGAAUAUCUAGAGAAUAAUAGAAAAACAACUUUACUUUCCUACUCAAACUUUCUGGUCAUUAGAACAUUACCUAUGUGAUCGUAAUACUUGACAUAAAUAUGUGCUUAAUAAGAUCAUGGUUCGAAACGGUAACAACAACACUAGUACACAAAUUCAUUGCCCAUUACUUUUAAUCUUUUAAUCUUUUAAUCUACAAUGGAUUGCAUUACACAAAAUAUACAAUAACAACUUGUACAACAAGAAAUCGAUUGUACAGAGAAAAUAAAUUCUGUUGUUGUAGGCUAUGUAGAAGACAUGUGACUAGUGGAUUUACCGAAAUGCGUAUUUAAUUUAUUAUUCAUGAAUUUACAUCGACCUAAUUAAAGACUGAAAGUCAUUAGUUGCUUGAUCAUUGCUUUAAUUUAGUAUAGUAUAUUGUAUAGUAUUUUUGUGUAGUAUAGUACAGUAUAGUAUUGUUCAUUUUAGUAUAGUAAUUUUGUGGACGCACCUGUCUAUUCUUAACGAUAUUCAGAUAAAUAAUACAUAUCUUCCUAAGCUAUAUAUUUAGUCGUAAAUUAAUAGUAUUUUUUCUUACAUUCCUGAAAUAUGUAAAACAUAUUUACGUGAGGUAAUAAAAUGAUUGCACAUCGUAUCUUAAAUUUUAUAUUUCGCAUAAUAUUCGCAUACUACUCACUAGUUAUAGAUAUAUUCCGCAAUUCUGUACCCAGCUAUAUGUGACUGUUUUGUAAGUCCCUUUUUAAUCGUCCGUGUUCUACAUGUGAUAAGUGAUAGAAAUAAUUGCGAUAUAUUUUAUGCUGAUUAUAUUCUUAUAUUCUUCAAAUUAUAGUUUGUAACUAAAAUCUGUAGCUCGUUACAUCGACUUUUACAAUUUGAAUUAUGGAAAUUUGUCGAAGCGCAUAGAAGUAUCUGAAACUAUUAGUGUCUUAAAGGUUAUCACCGAUUAUUGUAAAAUUAAUAAAAGUUUAAUCAUAAUCGCUAAUACAAUAUAGAUUUUUUGAUAGUAGACAUUCAUUAGUAAAUAUAUAUUAAGAUUCUUUCUCUUUUUUGUAAAUGUGUAGCAUAUGCACACUUUAUUUCAAAAAGUAUUGAGCACUUUUCCAAUGCAUUCCUGAAUAUAACUAAUUAUCUAAUAAAUGAUAGAACUUAACUUCAUGCAGUCACUUAAAAAUCAGUUCUUUCGUUGUGUUGGCUAUCGAGUAAAAUGUAUCGGAGAAAAAUUGUUCAUACUGUGUUGAAACGAAGUGUAUAUAUGAUUCGAUAGUAUUAUCUGUUUUAUAUCGCCUACUGUUGCAUUAGUUUACAGUCAGUAGCAGUAAAUAUAUGAUAAGCAGUUAGUUAGCAGUAAGUAUAUGAUAAGAUAAUUUUCUGGGCGCAUUAUAAAGUUUCAUUAUUAACAUAAUGCUACAACUAGUCACGCUGAGAGUAAUAUAUUUUAAUUCUUAUUUGUGGGACCCACAAUGUAUUGUGAA
Molecule: messenger RNA, 3373 nt
Organism: Odontomachus brunneus
Lineage: Eukaryota; Metazoa; Arthropoda; Insecta; Hymenoptera; Formicidae
Exons: 3
Coding region: 110-1411 (433 amino acids)
Cellular component (GO): extrinsic component of mitochondrial inner membrane
Source: RefSeq, a predicted model, not a curated record